AUGUCCUGCUAUGAUCUGUGCCGUCCCUGUGGCCCGACCCCUCUUGCCAACAGCUGCAACGAGCCCUGUGUGCGGCAGUGCCAGGACUCCCGGGUGGUGAUUGAACCAUCUCCUGUGGUGGUUACCCUGCCAGGCCCCAUCCUCAGCUCCUUCCCCCAGAACACCACCGUGGGAUCCACCACCUCUGCUGCUGUUGGCAGCAUCCUGAGUGCUGAGGGAGUGCCCAUCUCCUCUGGGGGCUUCGGCCUCUCUGGCUUUGGUGGCCGGUACUAUGGCAGAAGGUGCCUGCCCUGCUAA
This is a messenger RNA of Cygnus atratus (black swan), 297 nucleotides long. Its product is annotated as feather beta keratin-like. The transcript has a single exon. The record is from RefSeq and is a predicted model, not a curated record. Bases 1 to 297 code for a protein of 98 amino acids. Gene Ontology annotation, molecular function: structural constituent of cytoskeleton. Gene Ontology annotation, cellular component: intermediate filament. NCBI's taxonomy places the organism in Eukaryota, Metazoa, Chordata, Aves, Anseriformes, Anatidae.